AUGGCUACGCAAACGGCUAAAGAGAUCAAAACUCACAAUGAGUACACAGUGGGAUGGGUGUGUGCCCUCCCAAAGGAACUAACCGCGGCAACAGCCAUGUUGGAUCAGAGACAUGGCGCCCUACCGAAACCUGCAAAUGAUUCGAAUACAUACACUCUGGGGUCAAUUGGCAAACAUAACGUAGUUAUUGCUUGUCUACCCAAAGGUCAUAUCGGCAACAAUUCAGCUGCAACUGUUGCAACCCAAAUGGUAUCUACUUUUCCGUCCGUCAGAUUUGGUUUGAUGGUUGGCAUCGGCGGCGGCAUUCCACCGAAGGUCAGACUUGGUGAUGUUGUCGUCAGUACUCCUGUCGGCAGCUUUCCUGGAGUGGUCCAGUGGGAUUUCGGCAAGGCGACGGAUGGUGGCUUCGAGCGGACUGGGUCAUUGAACAACCCUCCAUCCUCACUUCUCACAGCCAUAACAGCAUUGGAAACAGAGCAUGAUCUAGUGGGAUCCAAGAUACCAGAGUAUCUGGAUGAGUUGAAACAGAAAUGGCCCAGAUUGGUGACAAGAUAUCUCAAGUCCGGCUCAAUGAAAGACGUUUUGUUCAGGGCAGACUAUGUUUGCGAGAGCACCGCGGAGCACGACAUCAUUUCCAACAGUGAUGCGGAAGACAAAGAAGAAGAAGAAGGAGGAGGAGAAGAAGAAGAAGAAGAAGAAGAAGAAGAGAGCUGUCGGUUUUGCGAUAAGACCAAAGCUAUACAGAGAACGCCUCGAGAUAUGCGUGUCCACUAUGGCCUGAUCGCUUCGGGCAAUCAAGUCAUUAAGAGUGCCACUCACCGAGAUAAACUUAACAAAGAUCUUAGUGGCAAACUUCUCUGCAUUGAAAUGGAAGCUGCAGGGCUUAUGAACAACUUCCCAUGCAUUAUCAUACGGGGAAUUUGUGACUAUGCUGACUCGCAUAAAAACAAAGAUUGGCAAGAGUACGCUGCAGCUAUAGCAGCGGCAUUUGCAAAAGAGCUUUUAGGCUAUGUACAGCCCAGCGACGUUGAUGGAGAGCGCACAGUCAAAGACAUUCUUGGUGACGUUCAUACGAGCGUAUCAGCAACAAGGCUUGACGUUUCAAACAUAAAAUCUAACUUGGAUAAUGACAUGAACCUCCAGAUCCUCGAUUGGAUCACCUCAAUUGACUACGGCCCUCAACAGAGCGACUUCUUCAAUAGGCGGCAGCCAGAGACUGGGCAAUGGCUCCUUGACUCCACAGAGUAUCGGGCUUGGUUAGGGACUGAGAAGCAGACACUCUUCUGCCCAGGAAUCCCUGGAGCUGGGAAGACUAUUCUGACUUCCAUCGUGGUUGACCAUCUUGAAAAUACAUUUAAAGCUCCAAAAAUUGGCAUUGCUUACAUUUACUGCAACUAUAAGCGCCAAGAAGAGCAGGUAAUAGAGAAACUACUCUCAAAUCUACUGAAGCAAUUGAGUCGAGGACAGCAUCCUCUCCCAAACUGUGUGAGGGACAUGUAUAGCGAACAUAAUUAUAAGCGGACCAGGCCUUCACUCAGCAAGAUCCAGAAAGUUCUUCACUCAGUGGUGGAGAUGUUCUCGAGAGUUUUCAUUGUUGUUGACGCGCUUGAUGAAUGCCAAAAUUCCAAUGGUUGUCGGCAAAACCUAUUUACAGAGCUCUUCAACCUCCAGGAGAAAUGCGAAGUGAAUCUCUUUGUGACAUCGAGAUUCAUUCCAGAUAUUGUUGACCGUUUCACAACGGCCAGCAUAUCACUAGAGAUUCGUGCAAGCACCGAUGAUAUACAGACAUACCUAAAGAAUCACAUCUCUCAACUGCCGAUUUUAAGCCAACAGAAAGAUGAACUACAAAAAGAGGUUGUGACUGUAAUCUCAGAAGCUGUUGAUGGAAUGUUUCUUUUAGCACAGAUCUAUUUAAAGUCACUAAGCGACAAGAUAACAACAAGAGAUAUCAAAGAUGCAUUGAAAGGCUUCCAGAAGUCAAUCUCGGGACCCGAGGAGAAAGAUCAGGCCAAGAUCCUUGCCGAUGCAUACAAUCAAACAAUGCUGCGAAUCAACGGACAGCAACCCGGAUUUAAAGACCUUGCCCAUAAGGUUCUAUCGUGUAUCAUUUGCGCAGAGCGACAGCUCACUAUAACGGAACUCCAGCACGCGCUUGCUGUUGAGGUUAAUGAUACAGAACUCGACGAAGAUAAUCUUCCAGCAAUCCAAGUCAUGGUCUCGGUAUGUGAUGGAUUAGUCAUAGUCGACGACGAUAGUAACAUCAUUCGAUUGGUCCAUUAUACAACGCAGCAGUACUUCGACCAAACACGAGAAAGCUGGUUUCCUAAUGCAGAGAUUAUUAUGACAGAGAUUUGCAUCACCUACCUCCUAUUUAAUGCGUUCGAAAGCGGGCCCUGCCACACAAACGAGGAGUUUUUAAUGCGGAUGAAUCUCAAUCCUCUUUACAAUUAUGCGGCUCAAAAUUGGGGGCAUCAUGCGCGGAAGGCCUUUAGGUUGUCCAAUAAGGUCAAGGAGCUUCUAGAAUGUGAGGCGAAGGUGUAUGCAUCAAUUGAGGCACUGAUAACGUUUGGGUAUAAUGACAAAGAAUAUCACAAAAUGACAAGCCUUCACUUAUCUGCCUUCUUUGGUAUCAAAGAAGCGGCCAAAGUCCUUCUCGAGAAAACAGCGGAUGUCGACACAAACGAUCAUACUGGAGCAACGCCGCUAUCAUGGUCAGCACGUAACGGGCACGAGGCUGUUACUAAGUUACUGCUUGCCACAUCAAGUAUCAAAGUUAACUCCAGGGAUAGAUACGGCCGUACGCCGCUAUUAUGGGCAGCACAGAACGGGCACAAAGCUAUUGUCAAGCAACUACUUGCAAUGCCUGACGUCGAAAUUAACUCGAAGGACUGGGGAGGAGAUACACCUCUAUCAAUAGCAAUAAGCAGAGGGCACGAAGCUAUUGUUAAGUCACUGCUUGCGAUGCCUAGCAUUAAGGUUAACACUACGGAUAUAACAGCAAGUGAAGGGCACGAGGCAGUUGUUAAGCUACUACUUGCGUUACCUAGCAUUAAUGUUAACUCUACGGAUUCAAGUGGUCAAACACCCUUAUCAGCAGCAUCAAAUGGAGGACAUGAAGCUGUUGUUAAAUUACUGCUUACAGUGCCUAGCAUUGAGGUUAACUCUACGGAUCUAAGUGGCCGGACACCGCUAUGGUUGGCAGCAAAUGGAGGGCACGAGGCAGUUGUUAAAUCUCUGCUUGCGAUACCUAGCAUCAAAAUCAACUCUACGGAUUCAAGUGGCCAGACACCCUUAUCAGCAGCAUCAAAUGGAGGACAUGAGGCUUCUAUUAUUAAUCUACUGCUUACGGCUGGAGCAGACCUGAAUAUCCGGAACGUAUAUAACCAGACGCCGCUGCAGGAGGCAGUAGAGCGAGGGCAAGAGUCUGUCGUUAGUCUAUUACUUGAGGCUGGAGCAGACCCGAAUCUCCGGAAUAAAUAUAACGGCCAGACGCCGCUAUGGGCAGCAGUAAGGCGAGGGAAAGAGUCUAUUAUUAAUCUACUGCUUAUGGCUGGAGCAGACCCGAAUAUCCGGGAUAAAUGUAACCAGACGCCGCUGCAGGAGGCAGUAGAGCGAGGGCAAGAGUCUGUUGUUAGUCUAUUACUUAAGGCUGGAUCAGACCUAAGCCCUGAGGGUCAUCACACCCGGAUACUAUUAUCUACCGCAGCACGUUGUGGGUACACAGCUGUUAUUAAGAUAUUACUCGCAGCUGGAGUAAACCCAGAUAUUGAAGAUAUAUCGUGUCAUGGUCAAACACCGUUGUGGAUAGCCCAAAAACUUGGGCAUACAAAAAUUGUUAACCUGCUCACCAACAAGGGUACUAACAUCAACUUAGUAGGUAAGGAUAACAAGGCAGAGCUGCUAACAACUGUUGGGACUGAACGAAAGCGGAAGUACGAGGAGAUAGAAUAG
Messenger RNA from Trichoderma virens Gv29-8, 3951 nucleotides. RefSeq lists its product as uncharacterized. Gene Ontology annotation, molecular function: protein binding; catalytic activity. The transcript has 5 exons. Gene Ontology annotation, biological process: innate immune response; nucleoside metabolic process. Gene Ontology annotation, cellular component: cytoplasm. Lineage: Eukaryota; Fungi; Ascomycota; Sordariomycetes; Hypocreales; Hypocreaceae. Bases 1 to 3951 code for a protein of 1316 amino acids. The record is from RefSeq and is a predicted model, not a curated record.